This is a messenger RNA of Naegleria lovaniensis, 1725 nucleotides long. RefSeq lists its product as uncharacterized. Gene Ontology annotation, cellular component: endoplasmic reticulum. Bases 1 to 1725 code for a protein of 574 amino acids. Gene Ontology annotation, biological process: peptidyl-proline hydroxylation to 4-hydroxy-L-proline. The record is from RefSeq and is a predicted model, not a curated record. The transcript has a single exon. NCBI's taxonomy places the organism in Eukaryota, Heterolobosea, Eutetramitea, Acrasida, Naegleriidae. Gene Ontology annotation, molecular function: L-ascorbic acid binding; iron ion binding; procollagen-proline 4-dioxygenase activity.
AUGAAAGGACUUUUUACAGUAGAUCAUGCUCUCUCUACCGAAGAAACCGAUGAAUACUUGAGAAAGGCUAAUGCUCAAACAUGGUGGAACUGCCCAGUGGGACAGCUCUCUUCUCAAAGCAAUGUCUAUAAUUCUGACGUACGGAACAAUGCUUAUUUUGCGUUUAAGGACGAGAAGUUGGCCCAAGCAAUGUUCAAGAUUGGUGAAAGCGUAAUGAACGACAUGCUGGAUGGUGCUGGAACUUUUGCAAAAUUUAUUCCUGUUGCUAUUGAUCCGACCUGGAAAUGUUACAGAUACGAGGAGGGUGAGUUCUUUGGUAAGCACAAAGACUCUGGCCGUCGAGUGAAAGAUCUCCAAAGUUUUGUCACUGUGCUCAUUUACUUGAAUGGAAAUGAAGACGAGGAUGAAGAGUUGAAAGGUGGUGAAACAAUAUUUUACGGACCAGGAUGUGAGGAAGGCUUCCGUGUUGUUCCAACCAGAGGAAAAGCUGUGUUCUUUGUUCAUCAAUUAGAUCACGAAUCUGUAGAAGUCACAGAGGGCACCAAGUACGUUUUGAAAUCUGUUGUUUUAUUCAAGAAGAAUGAAAAUUAUGGAACCAAUCACUCACUCAGCUCGUCAAUGGAAACAUUGCCGCAGGAAGAUGUAUUAAUACGAGUUGGAGACGAAGCGUUUCGAUUGACAAGGGACAUGCUGAGCGAUCAUCCUAAUUGUAUUCUAAAUACCAUGCUCACCUCUCUAAUGAAUUAUGGUAUCAAAACAGAUUCUGUUUCUGGUUUAAAACUCUUUGAAUUUCCAGAAAGAAACCCUCAAAUAUUCAAAACCUAUAUCCUUCCAGUGCUGAAUAAUGAGAAACUUCCAGAUACUCUCACAAACCAUACCUUAAAGGACAAGGUCGAUUCUGAAUUUAAAUUUUGGGGCCUUUUAUCUCCCUACGACCCUAUUUUGGCAAUAUCUAAUGAACAUGAUCUUGAUUCAAAAGAACUAUCUUCCAUUUCGCAACUACUAAAGACUGAGCUCGAGGAAACACUUUACAUGAUGGAGUGGAGACUACAAUUUCUAAAGAUUUUAGAGAAGGUAAAAAGGAAGAAAGAACAAUUCUUUAGUCUUCCCUUAUUGUUCCAGAUAGAUUCCAUACUUGAAAUCAUGAACACAUUUGACGACCUAAAAAAGGAAGGAUACAAGUCCUUCUCUAACAAGUGGGAGUUCAAUAAUUGGGUUGCACAACAAAUUGAGCAGCAUUUCUCAUCUAAAUUUGAAGUGGUGCCACUCAAAUAUCACUAUGAUUCUAAUGCCUUUCUUUUUGGACAAGAUCGUCACUUGUAUGAGUUAUGUGAAAAGAUAUUUGGUGAGGCUGUUUCUAUUCGAAAUAUUCCUUUUAUUUACGAAUCUAACUCUAUGGGAUCAAAAUGUGAUAUCGGUUCCUAUCCAAUGAAGUCUGUUUGCUAUGAAAUGGUUGAGCGUUGUCAGAACAGAGAAAACACGUUCAGAUUUAAAAGUUUUUUAAGGAGGCAAUUGAACGAUGGAAAAAUCACUACUAUAAGCGAAAUUUUGAAUCGUUUUGAAGGGGUAUGCAUCCAGAUGCAAUACAAAGAUUUACUGGUUCACGGAAGACAUGAGAAGAGCUGGAAAGGAGAGUACAAUGACGAAUAUCAUCCAAACUACUCGUUAUUUGUUUUGAGUGCAAUAGUAAUUGAUGUGUCCAAAAUUGUAAUCUCUGACCAUUGA